Molecule: messenger RNA, 854 nt
Organism: Saprolegnia parasitica CBS 223.65
Lineage: Eukaryota; Oomycota; Saprolegniomycetes; Saprolegniales; Saprolegniaceae
Exons: 7
Coding region: 11-820 (269 amino acids)
Source: RefSeq, a predicted model, not a curated record
UGCUUGGGCCAUGGGUCUCUUGUUCUCGACGUGCGGCACGAGCGACGAUGCGACGCCGCCUGGAGCGCUGCACCCCUUUCGCUCGAUUCCGGAUCACUACGAAACCUACGGCGAGCUCCAAGACGCCCUUCGACGCGCGGGGCUCGAGUCGUCCAACUUGAUCGUCGCCAUCGACUACACCAAGUCGAAUGAGUGGAGCGGCGAACACAGCUUUCACGGCAAGUGCCUCCACGCCCUCGACCCACAUGAGUUGAACCCCUACCAGACUGUGAUCCAAAUCUUGGGCCGCACGCUUGAAGUGUUUGACGACGACCGGUUGAUCCCAGCGUACGGCUUUGGCGACAUCACGACGCAGGGCAGCAAGUGCUUCCCGCUCUCAAUAGCACCGAUCGAAGGCUUUGCCGAGGUCCUCGCGCGCUACAACCAAGUGACGCCAAGCGUCAAGCUCUCGGGGCCGACGAACUUUGCCCCCGUGAUCCGCGAGGCCAUCCGCAUCACGCGCGAGACGCAUGCGUACCACAUUCUCAUCAUCGUUGCAGACGGUCAAGUCACGAGCGAGAAAGAAACCACAGACGCAAUCGUCGAGGCGUCCAACUACCCGAUCUCCAUCGUGGUCGUCGGUGUCGGCGAUGGUCCUUGGAACAUGAUGCACGAAUACGACGACCAGCUUCCGCGCCGUCGCUUUGACAACUUUCAAUUUGUCGAUUUUGCAAGCGUUCUCAAGCUCAACGCCCGAAACCCGGACGUUGGUUUUGCCACGGCUGCCCUCAUGGAGAUCCCAGAGCAAUACAAGGCCAUUCGGCGAUUGGGGCUCCUAUGAUAGCGUCCUGGUCGAUCGCCUUUUCUCGGGCCAC